This is a messenger RNA of Drosophila obscura, 2074 nucleotides long. Its product is annotated as nitric oxide-associated protein 1. The record is from RefSeq and is a predicted model, not a curated record. Gene Ontology annotation, molecular function: GTP binding. The transcript has a single exon. NCBI's taxonomy places the organism in Eukaryota, Metazoa, Arthropoda, Insecta, Diptera, Drosophilidae. Bases 42 to 1931 code for a protein of 629 amino acids.
UCACUUGCUUUCCUUUCCAGCACUGAAACGUCAAAACAAAAAUGUUAAAGAACUCGCAAUUAUUUAAGAUUAUUAAUAAUAUUGUACCUUUAAGAUGGACGCGACUGCACAAUUCGGCUACCAAUGUGACACAGAGCUCACGCGAAAAGGCGUGGCUAACGGCCAGAGAACGUUACAAGAAUCACGAGCACGUUUAUUACAGCUCAGUUUUGGAGACGACCCAAUGGAAGUCUUACCCACCUGCUGCAAUUAGUUCACAGUUUCCGCACGACUGGAUGGACGACUACGAGUUCUACGAGGGAGCCAAGAGCACAGACUCCAAACACGGCACCCCGGACGCUUCAAUCCCGCCCUCAAGAGUGCCAUGCAGCGGAUGUGGAGCACACUUGCAUUGCUCCAAUAUCUCCAUGCCCGGCUACAUACCCAGCGAGAUAUUCAACGGGCGGUCGCAGCAGGAGCUAAGAACCAUCACCUGCCAAAGAUGCCAUUUCCUGAAUCAUUACAACAUUGCCUUGGAUGUCGAUGUACCAGCGUCCUCCUAUGUGGAUACGAUCUCGCGCAUACAAGACCAGUUUGCUUUGGCGAUCGUACUGGUGGACCUUCUGGACUUUCCCAGCUCCAUUUGGCCCGGCAUGCAGCAUGUUCUGGGGGCUAAGCGCCCGAUCUUCCUGGUCGGCAACAAGGUUGAUCUCCUGCCACGCGACUCCAACAACUAUCUGAAUCACGUGAAGCAGUGCCUGCAGCGUGAUUUCGUCCGGCACGGUGGCGGGGACGGGCUCAACAUAAAAAAUGUCAGUCUAAUAUCGGCCAAGACUGGCUAUGGCAUUGAGGAACUGAUCACACAGCUGCACAAGACCUGGGCGUAUCAAGGAGAUGUGUAUCUGCUGGGAUGCACGAAUGUGGGCAAGAGUACGCUGUUUAAUAUCUUGCUUAACUCGGACUACUGCCGCCCAGAAGCCAGUGAGCUUGUACGCAAGGCGACGACCUGCCCCUGGCCAGGAACAACCCUACAAAUGUUGAGAUUCCCCAUCUUCAGACCAUCUGAAAGCCGAGUUUAUCAGCGCUUCAAGCGUCUAUUCUCGGAACGUGACGAAAGGGCCGCCAUGGAUAAACUGCGGCGGGAACAAGCCCAAAAAACCGGAGCUGUUGCAGCGGCUCAGCCAUUUUCUCAAGUGGGACGCAGCUUCGAUCGUCGCGAGGUGGUCAGUGACUCCUUCUCGAUGUCAGCUGGCACGCAGCCCAUAACCACCUUGAACGAACGUCGUGCAGAGUAUCGGGAGGCUCGCUGGGUCUACGACACACCAGGAGUGAUGCAGCCCGAUCAACUGACUCCUCUACUGACCGCUGAGGAGCUCUCACAGCUGCAGCCAACGACAAUGAUUCGCCCCAGAGCCUUUCGCCUGCGACCCAAGAUGAGUCUGCUGCUGGGAGGCUUGGCUCGCAUGGAUAUCUUGGAUCUCUCCGGCUAUGAAAAGCAUUAUGAUUGGCUUAAGGUGUUUGUUUUCGCCUCACAGAACCUUCCUGUGAUGAUAGCUGACACCCUGCAAGUAGAAGCAGUAUAUAAGCGCUAUCUGGGCACUCCCUUCCUUGGUAUUCCCUCGACUGGUGGGGACGUUGAGGCUCGAUUGAAACGCUGGCCAGGCCUUCAUUGCAAAGAUCAAGAUAUUGUUGUUAGCAACAGCAACAGCAACAACAACAGCGUCAGAAAUGAGGGCAGGCUAAAUUGUGAUAUUACACUAAGCUCUGCAGGAUGGCUGGGCCUACUCUUGCCCGACAACUCCGAGUGCAGUCUUCGGGUGUGGACGCCGCACGCAGUGGGCAUAUAUGUACGUACACCAGCUUUAAUACCCCUUGCUGAUCGGCUAGUGGGCAAGCAUAUUAGAAACUCGUUGGCCUACAAUACUACAAAGCCAUUUGUAUUUAAAAAAUAAAACUGUUGACCAGAAAAUUAAAUUUACGCGCUUCUAAGUUUCAGGGCUGAAAAACCACCGAUGGUCGAUGGUUAUAUGGCGAUGGUUUUACCAUCGACGUUUUAUGCUUUGGCCGUUUUUGUUUGAUCCUUAAUAUGUAAAAA